GCGCAAUUUCGAGCGAGAGUUUGCAGACAAGUAUCUUGACCGGCGGCCUAUAGAUUACACGCAAAUGACGCCGAAGCAGAAGUCGUGGGCCGAGCGGCUCGUUUCGGCGUUCGAAUCGGUCCCUAGUGUCAAAACGAACCUUCCUGAGUACAUGAUCAAGGCUAUCGAAAUACUCUUCUUCCUCGCAAGCAACGAAGGCUUCACCAUGUGGCCUACCAGUACCAAGAUCCUCGAUGCCUUGUUCAUAGCUCUUGAUGGAGAGGCGAGGAGAAGAGGAUGUUUUUGACGCUUGUGUACGCCCUUGACACAACAAGGUGGGACACAAUCCGCGCGAGCAUCACCACAUGGCGGAACAAGGUGCUGACUAAGGGACGGCUGCAUGUCUAUGAGGCCUUUGACCUCUUGGUCAACCGCCCGACGGUGCGACGUAUGGAGCACGGCGCCGCCACGUUCACCAUGUCUUUGUGGCACAUGCGCGCACGCAACAUUCCAUUCGGAACGGCUCUAUUCGUCGUGGCGAUCAUAGACUCUUUUUCUCGUCCGACAUCGCCUACCAUCAAUUUUACCACUGAAGCUUCUCGCAUUUUGGCUCCAUGGGGUUGAGCAUCGAGUGCUCCAUGAAAACCAAGAUAAGUCCAAAAGUUCUUGCGUUAAUCACAACCAAGUGGAGGUGUACUAUAACCACCUCCGUAAUGGGCGCUUGAAGCAAUUGCCGCGGCACGGAUGGCGAUGGGCCAUGGUGGGACGAGAAUGUGAAGGCUUGGGCAUUUUCGGAGAGCCAUGUAGUAUUUAUAAGUGCAGAUGGGUUGUCUGCAGUGCCACGUGCUUGCAGGUAGAGAAUUAUUACCUUAAAUAAAUAAUUAGGAUUCAUGAGUGCUUCGUGCAAUCUGUCUUUCAGAUGAUUUAAUGCACGGAGCAACGCAGCACCUACCGGGGAUGUGAGUCGCAGCGGCAGCAUCGUCCACUCUCACCCGCUCCGCGAAUCCCGCCACUCAUUUUGUGCCGCCUUGCUGCCCACUGCCCUACGCAGACUUGUGCCAUCUCAGCCGCCCCUUUCCGUGAGCUCCUUCUCCCCCUUGACCAUGGCGCGGGCUCUCU
This is a messenger RNA of Closterium sp. NIES-67, 1098 nucleotides long. NCBI's taxonomy places the organism in Eukaryota, Viridiplantae, Streptophyta, Zygnematophyceae, Desmidiales, Closteriaceae. The record is from the annotation of a GenBank genome assembly.